Molecule: messenger RNA, 364 nt
Organism: Hibiscus syriacus
Lineage: Eukaryota; Viridiplantae; Streptophyta; Magnoliopsida; Malvales; Malvaceae
Product: 60S ribosomal protein L39-3-like
Exons: 3
Coding region: 85-240 (51 amino acids)
Biological process (GO): translation
Cellular component (GO): ribosome; cytosolic large ribosomal subunit
Molecular function (GO): structural constituent of ribosome
Source: RefSeq, a predicted model, not a curated record
UCCAAGCAGCUUCAGCACAAGUUCAUUUUGGUUUUUUUCCAUCCUCGAAGUUCAGAGAUCGUAUUCUUAACCGCCACGCCAACCAUGCCUUCACAUAAGACUUUCAUGAUCAAGAAGAAGCUGGCCAAGAAGAUGAGGCAGAACAGGCCUAUCCCUUACUGGAUCCGCUUGCGAACCGAUAACACCAUCAGGUACAAUGCGAAGCGUCGGCACUGGCGCCGCACCAAGCUAGGGUUCUAAGCUCUAUGGGUUUAUUUAUUCAAGCUAUUUUUCUGCUUGUUGCCAAGUUAUUUCUAGACAUUUUAAUUUUGCCGUGGAUAUUGGAAACUAUGGGCUGAUGACAAUACUUGGUAAUUGUUUCAAU